ACGCUGUGCACUGCGCAUAGCGUGCGACCGUUCUUGUACUUAUAUUGUACCGGUUCACAGUCCCCCAACCUGCACAGACAGCGGCUGCGACUAAUUAGAUCAUCGCUGCGACCUUGCAAAUCCCACUCUCUAGCGACAUAAGCCCUCGCCGUCGCCACAGGAGAGCAAGAAAGCAGUUCAGCCGUACACGCUGGGCAGCUGAGCAAUCGGACCGUUGCCGUUCAGAAAGUGGAUGCGGCGAGCGUAAUUUGUACGGCGCACGCGUCCGCACAGUGCAAGCGAGGGACCAGCGCGGGCGCACCUGCAGAGAGCGCGCCCAUCAGCCCCAUCGUCAUUUCACGCGCGGCGGCGGCGACGCUCCCUUCGGCACUGCGGCAAAGGCGGCCCGAGACGGAGCCAGCGGCAGCGACCCGCCGAGCAGAUGGGACUCGCCUGAGGGUGCGCCCUGGUCACCCCAACAUGCCACGAUGAAUUAGCCCCCCUACCGCACCCCUGGCACCGUCAUGACGAAAGCAUACGACUUCAACUGGCAACGUCCUGUACCUGAAGCCCUGCUCAAGGGCUGCAUCUUCGACCGUUGGGAAGAGGAAAAAGAACAAGUAGUCUAUGAGCCUAAUGCUUUGUUCCGAGUCGACGAGUAUGGAUUUUUCAUCUAUUGGAACAGCGACGGAAGGGAUGGUCAGGUGCUUGAAUUGUCACAAGUGAACGACAUAAGGGCUGGCGGAAUACCAAAGGAUGUAAGACUACUGGCAGAGCUGAGCAGCAAAAACCGGUACGGCCUAGACGAGGUUUCGCUGACCAUCUGCUCAGGCACGGACAUGGUCAACAUCAACUACACACAUGUUGUCUGCCCAGACCCUGAAACAGCCAAGGUGUGGCAAGCUGGCCUACGCAGCAUCACCAACAACAUCAAAGCCAACAACGUGUGUCCUGCCACCUGCCUUGAAAAACAUUGGAUCAAGCUGGGAUUCCUGGUGGACCCAGAUGGAAAAUUACCAGUCCGAAGGAUAGCGCAGACAUUUGCAUCAGGCAAGACUGAGAAGCUCGUGUACCAAUGCAUUGGCGACGUCGGACUCCCUAGUGGCAAGAAUGACGUCAUCGAACCGAAGGAGUUCACCCUCGAGAAGUUUCAAGAGUUGUACCAAAGGGUCUGUCCCCGCAACGACAUUGAGGAGCUUUUCAAUUCCAUAACGGAAGGCAAGACAGAUUACAUCAGCCUGAAGCAGUUGAUCACAUUUCUCAAUGAAAAGCAACGCGACCCACGACUAAACGAGAUCCUGCACCCAUUCUACGACGAGCGGCGGGCACGGGAGAUUGUCACGGCCCACGAGGCCAACCCCGACAAUGUGCGGGAGGGUCGGCUCAGCCAGGGGGGCCUGGUGCGCUACCUCAUGUCGGACGAGAAUGCGCCCGUCUUUCUCGACCGGCUCGACAUGUACAUGGAGAUGGACCAGCCACUGUCUCACUACUACAUCAACUCCUCACACAACACUUACCUCACGGGGAGGCAGUUUGGAGGCAAGUCCUCCGUGGAGAUGUACCGGCAGGUGCUCCUAGCAGGAUGCAGGUGUGUGGAGCUUGACUGCUGGGAUGGCAAAGGCGAGGACGAGGAGCCCAUCAUCACACAUGGCAAGGCCAUGUGCACAGACAUCCUCUUCAAGGAUGUCAUCUAUGCCAUCAGGGACUGUGCAUUUGUCACUUCCGAUUAUCCUGUGAUUCUUUCAUUUGAAAACCACUGCUGCAAGAAGCAGCAGUAUAAACUUGCCAAGUAUUGCCUGGAGAUUUUUGGUGACCUGCUGAUUACUGAACCACUGCCAAGUUAUCCGUUGGAGCCAGCAGUACCGCUUCCAAGUCCCAACGACCUCAAGAGGAAGAUUCUCAUAAAGAACAAGCGACUCAAGCCAGAAGACGAAAAGCGUGAACUGGAGCUCUGGCGGAAAGGACAGCUUCAGAAUGACGAUGAGGAGGAAGAGAAGGAAGACGCCUCGGUCACCAUCAUCGCACCGACCGAGGAAGGCGAGGGAGAGGUCGAGCCAAGUUCACCCACGCAGAAAAACAACCCUGGAUCCAAAAGUGAGAUUUCGGCCGCUCAGCUGGAGGAGCAGCUGGCCAUGGCGCACUACCAGUACACGGGAGCCACGGUGCAUGUGCACCCGGUGCUCUCGUCGCUGGUCAACUACGCGCAGCCUGUCAAGUUCCAGGGCUUCGAUGUGGCCGAGGAAAGGGCCAUCCACUUCAACAUGUCCUCGUUUGCCGAAACGGCUGCCCUUGGCUGCCUCAAAUCACAGGCCAUCGAGUUUGUCAAUUACAACAAACGACAGCUGAGUCGCAUUUAUCCCAAAGGAACAAGAGCCGAUUCAAGCAACUUUCUUCCACAGAUCUUCUGGAAUGCAGGCUGCCAGAUGGUGGCCCUCAACUUCCAGACACCUGAUCUUCCCAUGCAGCUCAACCAGGGCAAGUUUGAGUACAACGGUGGCUGCGGGUACCUACUAAAACCCGACUUUAUGCGACGGGCAGACAAGACAUUCGACCCAUUUGCGGAGUCACCCGUGGACGGUGUGAUUGCGGCCCAGUGUUCAGUGCGGGUGCUGUCGGGCCAGUUCCUGUCAGACAAGAAGGUGGGCACAUACGUCGAGGUGGACAUGUAUGGACUGCCCACGGACACCAUCCGCAAGGAGUUCCGCACCCGCAUGGUUCCUGCCAACGGACUCAACCCCGUCUACAACGAGGAGCCCUUUGUCUUCCGAAAGGUAGUUCUUCCUGAUCUGGCUGUGAUCCGGAUAGCUGUCUAUGAUGAGAAUGGCAAAAUGCUGGGCCAGCGCAUCCUUCCCAUGGAUGGCCUCCAAGCAGGCUACCGGCAUGUCUCUCUACGGACAGAGGGCAACUUCCCCAUGUCGCUCGCCAUGUUGUUUAUCUGCAUUGAGCUCAAGAUCUACGUUCCAGAUGGCUUGGGAGACCUGAUGGAUGCCCUGUCGGAUCCGCGGGCAUUCCUGUCGGCCCAGGAGAAGCGACUUGUUCAGAUGCGUGCCAUGGGCAUCGAGGAGGCCGACAUCCUCGUCAACCGGCCCGAGCUUGGCUCCCAGCAAAAGAAAGAUGACGAAAAGCGGGAGGAGUGGCGUGUGGAAGCCAUCACGGUGGACGCACUGCGGGCGGAGAAGGAGUACAUCAAGCUGCGCCGCAAGCAGAUGAAAGAGCUCGAGGGAUUGCGCAAGAGACACCACAAGGACAAGCAGCACGUGCAGAAGCAGCAGUGCCUGGCAGUGGAGAAGCUUUUGCCACGGGACGCUGGCGACGACUCGGGCACGGCUGCUAGCGAGGACUGCGCAGUGCGGUCACUCGUGGUCAACCAGAUGCACCAGUGGUCGUCCCUGCUGGCCUCGCAGCGCAGCCAGGAGUGGGAGCUGCUGCGCCAGCAGCUCACCCAGCAGGGGGCACUGCUGCGCACGCUCAUGCUCAAGGCACAGGCCGCUCAGAUGAAGCAGCUGGACGCAAAGUUCGAGAGGGAGAACAAGGAGAUGAAAACAAAGCAGGCCAAGGUGUCGGUGGAGACGGCACGGGAGGUGUCCAGUGACAAGACAUUGCGCAACAAGGCCGAGCGAGAACGGCGGUUGCGUGAGAAGAACAGCAACAACACCAAGAAGUUCAUCGAGGAGCGCAAGUCAGCGGCACUGAAGCAGAGCAAGGAACGCGAGCGCCUCAAGAAGGUCCACGAGAAGCAGCUGCACGAUCUGCAGCGCGAAAUCGACAAUGGCCUGGAGCUGUACAACACAGCCGAGCUGGAGUACAAGCUGUGUGCCAAGCUGGAGUGCUUCGUGUGACGCCUGCCAAAUAAGCGGGGCGCUUCCCUGACUGCUAACUGCUGCCGCUGCCAUGACACGAGGAGCAAGGAAUGCGAUUCGGGCGCCGCCUGUGAGCGACGCCCGGAAACUGGGGCUUGGCCAAAGUGCACACGUGAAACCUUUCCUUCAAGUUGUCCCAUGUUUUCCACACUGCAAGUGAGCUACACACGUUGUUGCGGUUAGUCACAAUGACACAGCCUGUCAUGGAUUUAAAUGGCUCUCGCAGGAAGCACAUGACGUUGUGCUCUCAUUAGUAACCAAGGUUACCAUAACCGAAACGCAGUGAUUGGCCUUUUGAUUUCGUUUUCACGUUCGAUGCAAUUGCGCGUGAUUGCAUGACUUUGUUGUAACGAAGGGGAAUUCCCUGCAGAGCGAGCUGAAAGGAAAGUUUAGCUAACAUUGUUACAGUGUUUUUUUUAUUAUUUCUCAUUGUAUGAUAUAAGUUAGAGAGAGCUGCUGUGCGGAUCUCAGCUGCACAUUUGUCUUCCUGCAAAGUCAGUCGGUGAAAAAUCUGUGCUCUAAUAUGAAAAUCAUGGCUUCAGAAUCUUGCAAUAACCAAGUGAUGUUGCCAUUUUUCCGUGGCAAAACAGACCGCAGUCGUGGGGAAAAUUUUCAGUGGCAAACUGUCUUCUGCAGGGGGUGUCGGGUCACUCUAGGUCUUCGUGGAAGUGAGACCUUUUACUUUGUCAACUUUCCUGGACAGAUCGAGGGCUUGUUUCAAUCUGCAGGAACUCUGCAUUUCAGACAAAGGGUGCCAUAGUAAUGGCUAUUGAUUUGAUGUUGUUAUUGAGCACACUCUUCCUGUAGACAAGCAGUCUAGUUGUUGAAACAUGGCUGCUCGAUGUUGAUGUGCUGACACAUCAAUGUCAAGACAGAGAAAGAAGGUGACACAUUUUGAAGAUGUAUAUUGUUUGGCGUUAGUGGCCGUUCAUAUAAACCCGCUGUUAUUUAUUUUGAGACCUGCCCGAUUGUUCCAUACAGUCUUUGUAUGUUUCUAGUGACAGCACAAGGAGUGGAGCCGUUUUAACAUUUUCUACUUGUUCCCCAUCGUUGUGUUUCUGCAGUAUUUUUGUUUUUCAGGACACCAUGGCAGGGUCUUGUUCUUCUCCUUUAGUUAAGUUUUCUUGAUGUAGAUUGUAUUAAACAUGCAGAAACCGGUCGGUGACUGCUUGGACACAUUUAAGCAAUUCCGUCACAUUUUGCACAUGCAUGCGCAAGAUGCAGUUCAGGGCAUUCUUAUUAGAAGACUCGGAACUGCCCUCACUUAAAUGCUUAAGCACCGAAUUUUAAUCCGAGUUGGCCAGUGUGCUGGAAAAGCGUAGUAACUGAGAGAAGUGAGAGUACUUAAGACUAGCUCUUCAUUAGGCAUCUGAAUUCAGAUGAGUUUUUGUGUACCAGACAGAUUGCACUUGCUGCGAGGAGCAGUGACAGCAGUGUACAAGGAAACGUGCACUUACAGAGCGUCCACUAAUAACCUAGUCUUUACGAUCCUUAAUGGUACAUUUGAUUGGUCUCUUUCAAGCACUUUGGAGGGCUUUGGCCGUGCACUUUGCGUUCGGUUGGUCAAAAUCAAGUGCUUGAAACGUUCAGAGCACUCUUCACCUCCGCACAGGGAGUGCUGCAGAGAUCCGAUAGGACUCCAAUCAUGUGACUUUCCAAUUGCUCUGGGAGUGGCCGAAUGGUCAGCUAGGGCAUGCUUCUUCUCUAUUGUUGAGAGGCCUCCGCAUUGCCGCAAGUCGAGUCGAAAAAGCACGGUGGGAACUCGUCGAAUCUACCAGAAGAGAGCAGGGCCUGUCUGUAGUCGUGCGACUGCUUGCCACCUCUUCGUCGGAAUCAUCCUCUGUCUGCACGAUGCUUUGGUGCCAAUUAAUGCUGCACUGCAUUUUUUGUGUCUAGCUGACUCGCAGUGUGUAAUGAUGUACUUUCCCAAGUGGAAAGUGCACAAUUGCCAAGUGUGGGCAGUUUACGUGGGCACUCCUUUGCGCCCCUGGUGCCUGUCACAAAUUAGAAACACGAUGAAGUCGGUUGACCAUAGGCAAUUGAUUGCUGGCGAGAGCAAAUGAUACGACUUUCAACGCACGAGGCGGGCAUGGGACUGGGAACGGGCACGUGUCCGUUUCUGAUGCUUCCAGUGUAUCUUCUGUACAGUCCGAUGCCAAAUAUCUUCACUUACACAGAGCCUAUGGCAGAACCGGAGAGAGACCACAUCAAAGAUGAACCGUGCAAUGAGUAAGCCAUGCUGUCACGCUUUGGCUUUCAGUGACAUUUUGCUCCGUUUGUAUCUGACAUUCGUACCUAACCUAUGUGGAACAGAUGGCCAAAGGUGACCAGUGUUAUUGUGUUUGGUUGUGCAUUUCUGUGUUGUUUUUGCCCCUCACAUGAAGAAUCCGAAAGGUGUACGAGUUGUUGUUGAAUGGUCACCCUGUUGAAUGUUGAUGUGACGGAAAAAAUAGGAAUGAAUGUCUCUGUUAUACAUGAGUAUUCAGAAGCUAUUUCCUGAUGAUUUGCAAAGUUGGAGGCCUGAUUGUUUACGAGCAUGUAUUCUAGUCACUGGGUUGUUUCCUUUCCACGUACUUAGUUUUUAAGCAGACGCUGUUUUUGCUGACACAGGUUCACGUGCAUGUAACUUGUAAGUGUCAAACGUACCUCGCAUCCACCUCAAAUUUUUCAGUGCGGUUCCUGUGUUUCUUUUUUAAAUAAUGUGCAUUUAUUUUGGAGCUACGACUUUGUGCACCGUAGUAAUGCAGUGUGAGUACAAUGGCAUUUGCAGAAGCCUAUGGAGUGCCUGCACUUAACUGUACUUAUUUUCUUUUCCUUCACUUGUUAUUGACUGCAUUGUUCUGAUGUAUAGAAAUGCAUGCGGCGCCGCAGUUGUUUGCCGUAAGCUUAGGAUUCACGUUCAAACCUGCAUUCAAAACAAGUGGGCUUGGGCAGCUUGUGCACAAUGUGUCUGUGCUCAUCGAUCUACGCCCUUUAAGAGUUUCUCAACUCGAGCUAGUUCAUACUGACUCGUAGCUAAAAUAAAAAACAGCACGAAAUAAAACCAGGACAAGAAAGACCAGUGCUUGUCCUGUGUUGUCUUUUUUUGUCCUAGUUUUAUUUCACGCUGUUUUUUAGCUACGCUCCUAUUGCAGUAACCUCCAUCUCGGUGCAUAUCUUUCUAUCUUAAGUAAAACAACUGUGCUAGUUUUCCAGUUUAGGCUCCUUUUCAUCAGGUCUAAAGGUCAAGUUAAAAUUUGCUAGAGCUAACUGCAACACCAGGUGCCACGUACUGGUUGCAUAAAAAUUAAAAAUUGCUCCUGUAAAUUUUGCUCUGCUUGAUGUCGUGACCUUCAUACCUGAUAAAAUGUUAAUAAAACAUUGAAUUCUGCACAGAUGUCGCCAUUAUUUAAGGUGAAGGUAUAGCUGUUACCUUUAUAAGGGUUACUGUGAUAGGAGUGUAGCUCUUGCAAAGUAUCCACUUGGACCUGAUAGUUGUUCAAUAUAUUGAAAGGCUGGUGCGCUGCGUUUAUUGCAGUGAGUGAAAACAGUAUAAAAAGAAGCACAAACAGAGGACACUGGGGCUUUGGAAAAUCAUUUUCAUCUGCAGAUUAGCAUGACGCUCAAAUAAUUUUCUUCUGCUGCAGUUAUUUCCGAACUAGUCAGCUUUGGACCACUGUGAUCAAAUGAAGCCAAGAGACAGCUGCAAACGCGAAUGAAAAAAAUAUGUUGUGUCAGCAAAUGUGUGCAAGUUCAACAAUGAAUAAUCUGUGAAGCCCUUGCACAACUUGCCUCAAUGACUCUUAGCUUUAGGAUAAAUCAUUGUUGUGAAAUAAUGUAACUACCAUAUUUCCUGGUGUACAAUUCACACCUUGGAAUAAGUUUCACCGUUCCCACAAGCAGGUUUUUGAAAAGAAUAGGUUGUUACAUAAAAUGUGUGUCUUGUAACAUGCUACUACCCACUACUCGGUCAAUGCUAUUAGACGCGAGACAAACUCUUGCAUUUAGUGAAACAACAUGAUUUGAAUGCUUUAGCAUAGUGCGAUCUACCACGGCCAUGCAAGGCACAUGUGUGCUGUUGUCAACAUGCAUUGCACUAUACUGGAACUAGCUUUUUGGGGGGGGUUUUAGAGCACCCAGUUUCACUAAGAACAAUUAAUCUAGCACUGUGUGCAUGUAAAAAAGAGGAAAAUUUGUUCUUCAUUGUCAAAGUUGUCGAAUUUAUUCUUCUCCAAAACAUAAUCAAAAAGUUAUUUAAAAAACAACAUUGCAACUGUGCGUAUUUACUCGGUUCUCAUUUUCUUCAAGUGCAAAUACAGCUGCACAUGAUGCAGGCAAAUUGUGCACCAGGAGAACCGAGGCACCAGAAAUGCAGUUGGCAUGGCAUCCGGAAGACAGACAAGUCGUAUGGACGUUGCCACCUUAUCCUGCUACUAUGCAGUCUUGAAAAUUUUCUUGUUUCACUCAUGAUAUCUAAGAAGCCACACAGGCAGUUGUCACUGCCAUGUCAUUACAAGCUGCCUACACAUCAAGUCCUAUAAGCUGACAUGCGCUAUCAUGACGGUUACGCUGCUAACAGGAAGGUCUGACGCUUGUAGCUGUCGUAAGGCUAUUGCAAAUUGUUUCCAA
Molecule: messenger RNA, 8447 nt
Organism: Dermacentor silvarum
Lineage: Eukaryota; Metazoa; Arthropoda; Arachnida; Ixodida; Ixodidae
Gene: norpA
Product: 1-phosphatidylinositol 4,5-bisphosphate phosphodiesterase-like
Exons: 30
Coding region: 504-3818 (1104 amino acids)
Biological process (GO): phosphatidylinositol-mediated signaling; lipid metabolic process
Molecular function (GO): phosphatidylinositol-4,5-bisphosphate phospholipase C activity; calcium ion binding
Source: RefSeq, a predicted model, not a curated record